This is a messenger RNA of Marchantia polymorpha subsp. ruderalis, 2062 nucleotides long. Lineage: Eukaryota; Viridiplantae; Streptophyta; Marchantiopsida; Marchantiales; Marchantiaceae. The record is from the annotation of a GenBank genome assembly.
AGACUGAACACUGGACGCGGAGAGCUCUCGAUCGACAGCCGAGUGCAUCAUAAUAGAAAUCAGGAUAAUGUAUUCACGCACUUCUCUAGUACUCUGAAGCAUCGCAUCGCAUCGCAUCGCAUCACAUCACUCACUGAUUGACUGAUGCGCAUGUUAUUGUGAUCGAGGUGGAAUCAUUGGAACCCUAGCUAGCGAUUGCUUGAUAGCGACUCGAACGAAUGCUGCACGAUAUGGACCUCCCUUGCCCGAAGAGCAGCUGAGUUACAUGUAUCGGCUUCUCGCGCGACGAUUCCGGUGACAAAACUGGGGCUAACCCGGACUUUCAUAAACCGUACUUCCUCAUGUCGAAAAGGUCGUCGAUCGUAUUGCUCUGCCUCUGCCUUCUAUUCGCCGCGGCAAAUCAUGGAAAUGCGAGCAGCUUUCUCCGCAAUGGAGAACAAGGCUCUUCCGCCUCCGGAAAGAUCGACAGAUCGCACGAGCUGGAAAAAUCAGUAGCAUCUGUGAUUCUAAGGAUUGGAUCUGGAAUAUAUGGGAUCGAAGAAGACAUCCAGUACCUAAUCACAGGCGAAGCUGCACCAUCUCCCGAGUCACCUUCGGAUCCAUCGCCGGAGCCUCCAGAACCUCCCAGUCCCUCUCCACCUCCUCCACCAGCUCCAUCUCCUCCUCCUCCAAGCCCUUCACCACCUCCUCCAAGUCCUCCACCAUCUCCAUCUCCUCCUCCUCCAAGCCCUUCACCACCUCCUCCAAGUCCUCCACCAUCUCCAUCUCCUCCUCCUCCAAGCCCUUCACCACCUCCUCCAAGUCCUCCACCAUCUCCAUCUCCUCCUCCUCCAAGCCCUUCACCACCUCCUCCAAGCCCUCCACCGCCAUCUCCUACUCCUCCGAGCCCUUCACCCCCUCCUCCAAGUCCUCCACCAUCUCCUCCUCCUCCUAGUCCUUCACCCCCGCCCCCAAGUCCUCCACCACCGCCAUCUCCUCCUCCUCCAAGUCCUCCACCAUCUCCUCCUCCUCCAAGCCCUUCACCCCCUCCUCCGAGUCCUCCCCCUCCAAGUCCUUCGCCUCCUCCUCCAUCGCCUCCCCCUCCGAGUCCUUCACCCCCUCCCCCAAGUCCUUCGCCUCCUCCUCCAUCGCCUCCCCCUCCUAGUCCUUCGCCCCCUCCCCCAAGCCCACCACCUCCUCCGCCAAGUCCUCCUCCUCCAAGUCCUUCCCCCCCUCCCCCAAGUCCUCCCCCUCCUAGUCCUCCACCUCCUCCAUCUCCUCCGCCGCCUAGUCCCUCACCCCCUCCGCCAAGUCCUCCCCCUCCAAGUCCUCCACCUCCUCCGCCAAGUCCUCCCCCUCCAAGUCCUCCACCUCCUCCGCCAAGUCCUCCCCCUCCAAGUCCCUCGCCCCCUCCCCCAAGUCCGCCACCUCCGCCAAGUCCUCCUCCUCCAAGUCCUUCACCUCCUCCUCCAAGCCCCCCACCUCCACCUGCACCUCCUCUGCCUCCACCUCCAGAACCGUCUGUGCAGUGGCUAUCCGUGAAGGUUGUGACCAAAUCGAGAUUCGUGACGCUGACAGUUCGUGACUCUGCCAUGAUCUCCGGCAAGUGGCACAUAUGCGGCAGCGAGGAUCAGGAAAUAGCCAGCCCCGAUGGUAUGACCAGCACAUUCUUCAAUCCUGUCACCGUUUGUGCCCAUCCAGGUCCUGGAUUUUGGCCUUUUUAUUGGCCAUCUGAGAUCGAAGGGAGCUUCAGUCUCUACGAUGGUGCCAAUUCUCAGGUCGCACAGGUUUCGUUCUACGGACCUCGAGCCCAAUCGUUGUUCUACUCAUCAUCGUUCCAGGCAAGCACUACGACUGUAGAUUAUUCACUGCUUUCUCGUAGGACCGACCCGAAUGAAAAGUAUUCCUGGGUAUUAGGAGAUUACGAGGUAGAAAUAGAUGUAAAUCGCAACUUCUUCUGAAGUUUUGAAUGUUAGGGAACGAUGCCGAAUCCAAGUACAUGUUAUCAAAAUCUCAGUGACGAUGGCAAUUCAUUUUGAGAAAGCCUUUGUUUACAAGCCAAUACGGUUUCGGCUUCUCGCUC